AGAUGACAGAGACCCUGGAGGUCUGAGCUGAUGUUCAGAUAAAACGGUCCGGGUGUUUUUGUCAGAGUGGGCCCUCUGUGUCCACACAGGAUCCGGGUCCGGGCCCCUUUAAACCCGGAUCCAGACGCAGAUCCAGCCGCUCUUUGUGCGCCACGGGCUGCGCCGCGUUUCCUUUAAGAUGAUGUCGGACCCGUUUCAGCCUGGUUUCUGCUUCUGCUCUAAUGUCGAACCGGGACUGAACCGGGCGGACCGAGGCUGACCGGAGCCCAGACGGACCGGACCGGACCGGACCCCCACAGCCCGGUCCGGGACCAGCAGGACCCCCGUGUCCUUGCGUUCAGGAGUCAAAGGCACGGUUGGCCGUCUGCGGGUCGCUCCGGACAUGUCCCCCGGCUCCGGGAGGGACCGGCGGCGUCGAGGCGCACAGGACACCGGGGGACUGCGGUGGAUCUAGUCCGGUUCCGUCCGGACCGAGAACCGGGGCUGUAGGACUGCGCCACACGGAUCCGGAUUUCCACAGGGACUUUUCCAGAUCCUCCAGAACUCCAGACCUUUAACCUCCAGACCAUGACGUCUCCGGACUCUCCCCCUCUGGUGUCCCCGUCCCCGUGCCCCGCCCCCCCUCCGUCCCUGCCCUCCUCCCCCGUCCCCUCGUCCCCGGCGCCGUCGUCCUCGUCCCUCCCCGUCCCGCCGUCGCUGCCCCCCACCGGUGAGGUGAUGGUCCUGGCUCUGGGGCGGAAGAAGCAGCGGGUGUUGAUCGCCCUCUCCAUCCUGCCCAACCUCUUCCUGGCCUUCCUUCUGUCCUCCGACGCCCUCAUCACGCUGUCCCCCCCCCACCACUGCCACCUGCCGGGCCCCUCGCCACUGCCCGUCGACGUCCUCAACGCCUCCCUGCCCUGGGUGAAGGGGGACCGGCCCGGGGACGCCGGGGGCCCGUCCCAGUGUAAACAGUACGCCAACGGCAGCCAGUCGGCCGUGGUGGACUGUGAGGCCGGGUGGGACUACAACGUCACAGAGGGGCUGAGGAACAACAUCGUGACCGAGUGGGAUCUGGUCUGUGCUCAGUACUGGCUGGUCCCGGUGGAGGAGGUCUGCUUCAUCCUGGGGGUCCUGACCGGAUGUCUGGGUCUGGGCUACGCCGCCGACAGACUGGGCAGGUCUAAGACCCUCCUGACCUCAUUGACCUUGUCCGUGGUCUUUGGCGUCCUGGUCUGUGUUUCGCCGUACCCGUCCAUCUUCAUCGUCAUGCGUUUCUGUUUGGCGGCUGCGAGUGCGGGUGUCUACCUCACUCUGUACAUCAGCCGUCUGGAGCUGUGUGAGCCGUCUCUCCGCCUGGUCGUCACCAUGUUGGCCGGGCUGAUGACGGUGGCUGGUGAGCUGCUGCUGCUCGCCGUGGCGUUGGGCUGCCAGUCCUGGAGGGGCCUCCUGGGGGCCGGAGCGGCGCCGCUAACGCUCUUCCUCAGUUAUGGUAUUCCUGGAGUUUUCCCAGAGUCUCCUCGCUGGCUCCUCCUCUCUGAACGAUCUGGAGACAUGAACUCCUUCAGUGAGAGGAGAAACUCCAACCGGGACAUUCGGGAUGACGAGAGUUUCACAGAGCUGGAUUCGGAGCCGUCGUCCCCCCCCUCGCGGCCCCACCUGUCCUUCCCGGAGCUUUUCCACAGCAGGAACAUCUGGAAGAACAUGUGUGUGCUCGGCUUCACCUCAUUCAUCUCUCACGGCAUCAGUCACUGUUACAGCUCCUUCCGGGGUGACGUCAGAGGCACCGCCCCCAGCUUCUACUGGACCUACCUGCUGUCUGUCUGCGCGGGGGGCGGAGCCUGGCUGUUGCUGUGGGCGACCGUCGACAGGUGCGGUCGCCGUGGCAUCCUGCUCCUCGCCAUGACGAUGACGGGGCUGGCUUCUUUGAUCCUCCUGGGACUCAUGGAGUACCUCAGUGAGACGGCCAUCACCGUGUUCUCAGUGCUCGGCCUCUUCUCGUCCCAGGCCACGGCGUCGCUCUGCAUCCUCUUCACUGCAGAGAUCAUGCCCACCAUCAUCAGGGGCAGCGGCGUGGGGGCGGUGCUCGCCCUGGGCUGCGUGGGCCGCCUCAGCUCGCCCCUCAUGGACCUGAGGAACCACUACGGCUACUUCCUGCACCACGUGGUCUACUCGUCUCUGGCCCUGCUGGCGGUGCUGUCCAUCCUGCUGCUGCCCGAGAGCAAGAGGAAGCCGCUGCCGCAGACGCUGGCCGACGGCGAGCAGUACCGACGCCCCCCGCUGGGCAGGAGGAGGCGGGACAAUGUGCCUCUGCUGGCCACGCCCAACCCAGAGACCUGAACAACCAGCUAGAACCAGAACUUUAGCAUCUGUCACGUCCAUACGGAGGACUGAGCAAUAUAAGGCCGAGACGGCGGGGACAGAUGACGGACGCUGGGCAUGGGUCUUACCAGACACUCCAGGCUUCUGAACAUAUCAUCAUCGCAUUUCAGUCGAACUGCCAUCCAAUCAUGUUUGUCGGUUUCCUGCCACGGAAACAAAUGCAUACCAUAUUUCCUCAAAUAUCUAGACCACAGGUGUCAAACAUGCGGCCCAGGGGCCAAAUCCGGCCCACCAAAGGGUCCAGUCUGGCCCUUGGGAUGAAGUUGUGAAAUGCAAAAAUUACACAAAGAUAUUAACAAACAUUUUAG
Messenger RNA from Sphaeramia orbicularis (orbiculate cardinalfish), 2666 nucleotides. It is a transcript of the gene slc22a17, whose product is annotated as solute carrier family 22 member 17. The record is from RefSeq and is a predicted model, not a curated record. Gene Ontology annotation, molecular function: transmembrane transporter activity. Gene Ontology annotation, cellular component: membrane. The transcript has 10 exons. Gene Ontology annotation, biological process: transmembrane transport. NCBI's taxonomy places the organism in Eukaryota, Metazoa, Chordata, Actinopteri, Kurtiformes, Apogonidae. The coding region runs from base 568 to 2316 and encodes 582 amino acids.